ACAAGAUUCCGACUUGUGAGAUCAUUCUAGAAACCUAAUAAGAGAUCGGCAGCCGCAGCCGCAGCCGGAGAAACAUGUCGAGCCGUUCGUCUUCUUCUUCUGCCCGCGAAUUAGAACUUCAGAAGGAUGUGAAAAGGCACGAGGUUGCUCUAGAUGAAUUGAGCUGUCUCUCUUCUUCUCGAAGUGUCUACCAGAGAAACGGAAACCUCUUCUUCCUCACAGCUGCCAAGAAAGCGAAAAUCGAUGCGGAGAAACAACUAGACCACGCUAAAUCUGAACUCGCCAAGAUUCGUUCGCAGACACGAUGAACAAUGGAGCUUGUACUUUGCCUCUUGUCUUUUUGCUUAGUCUUAUGUAUUGCUUCGACUUGUAGUUUGUUGAUAUGAUUGAUGCUAAUACCAGUUUUCAUUAUAGUUGGAUAAAUUGUUUAUCUUUCGAUU
Molecule: messenger RNA, 440 nt
Organism: Brassica oleracea var. oleracea
Lineage: Eukaryota; Viridiplantae; Streptophyta; Magnoliopsida; Brassicales; Brassicaceae
Exons: 1
Coding region: 75-308 (77 amino acids)
Biological process (GO): protein folding
Cellular component (GO): prefoldin complex
Source: RefSeq, a predicted model, not a curated record